UUAGUUCGCGUCGGCCUUGGCGUUAAGAGGAGUGUGUCUUCUGUGCAAGACGAAACUGUUAUGAAGUAGUGUCUCGUCUGCGCAAGGCGAACCUGUUACCAUGUCAGAUUUUUGUGUAUCAAACCAUGCAGCACUGUCUGUAGGUUAUCACUAUCAAAAUUAAAUACCGGCUACACAACAAAAAUAUGUAGGAACUUCAGUCAAGAAAAUGUGGAGUUGGUGUACGGACUCUUGCCAAAAGCUAUGUUGGGAAGCGGCUGUCAGAUGUCCCCACACCGGCAUUCCUUGUGGAUAAGCAAAUAGUUCUAAACAACUGUCAGAACAUGCUAAAAAAAUGUGCGGAACUUGGUAUUAAGCUCCGACCUCAUGUGAAAACUCAUAAGACGGAAGAAGCAGCACUGCUCCAGACUGGUGGUCGGAAAAAAUGUAUCACUGUCUCAACAUUCAGAGAGGCAGAAUUCUUCGCAGAUUGUGGUUGGGAUGAUAUUCUAUUAGCAUUCCCUCUUGCACCUUUCCAUAUUGGUCGUGCCAAGUCACUAGCAGAUCAUAUCUCAACCUUUCACUUGCUGGUCGACAAUGUUGAUUCAGCAACAGCAUUGGCCAAAUCACCAAAACCUUCUGGCAAAGCUUCAUGGUCAGUUUUCAUCAAAGUUGAUACAGGAUAUGCAAGAGCUGGUGUUCGGUGGUCUGACACAGAAAUGGCUGUAGCGAUAUGUAAAGCCCUUCAGCCAUCAGUGAAGCUUCAGGGAUUGUAUGCUCACUGUGGAGAUUCAUAUCACACGAGCUCACUAACAGAGGUGUCAGCUGUGCGCAAUCGUACAGUUGAGCGUGUAGUGAAACUUGGUGAGGAGCUUGUGCAGAGGGGUUUUGCAUGCCCAAUCAUUUCUAUUGGAUCCACACCAUCAAUGAGUGCCAGUGUAAAUGCUGAAGACCACAAAGUUUUGCAGAAGCUUAACGAGGCACAUGUAGGGAAUUAUGUAUUCUAUGAUCUUCAGCAGGCAUCUCUGCAUUCAUGUUCCUUGGAUGAUGUGGCUUGUAGGGUUAUGACUCGUGUUAUUGGUCAUUACCCACAUCGAAAACAGAUGCUUAUUGAUUGUGGAUUCACUGGGCUAACCAAACAAGGACUGAAUGCUAAUAAAUUUGUUGCAGGAUAUGCCCUAUUUGAGAAUCAUCCAAAUCUAAAGUUAAUUGAAAUGUCACAAGAAGUGGGCAAAGUUGAAGGUGUUGAUGGUAACCUAGAUUUCGAUCGAUACCCAGUUGGAACUGAACUGUUACUGUACCCUUACCAUGCAUGUGCGACAGCAUCUCAACACCCUGUCUAUUACAUUCACAAAGAUGCUCUUGUUGAAGAGGAGUGGAAACCUAUUAGAGGAUGGUAGCCCCGAGUAUGACUUUUAGUACUGUUAGUUAAAGAGCUUCUGUAAAGUAUUUUGUGCCUGUUGUUAAUUAUACCCAAUCAAGCAAAAAUGCUCAGAAUGAAACAUUUGUUAUCUAAUUAGAGCGCAACUCUGAUAUUCGAUCAGUGGCAUACAGUCUGGCUGACCAGUACUUCUGAUUAUACGAACAAGUGCAAAAUUGAAUCGAUUCAAGGAUCCCCACAAAAGUCUCCCAGUUCUUCUGCUACAGGAUUUGUAUGCUAUCCGAAAGAUGGGAGAAUGUAGUGGCCAGCGAUGGGCAAUACUAUGAAUCAUAAUUUUUUUUGUAAGUUUUUCCCAAUAAAGCCCCGAACUUCAAGAAAAAACAGCAGAAGCAAAGUUGUAGACCUAGUAUUAAACAACAACGCACAGGUUUUAUGUUAAAACUGACUGUGAAGAAGAAAAUACUCUACUGUAAAAGACUGUGGUUUUGUUUUCUUUGUUGCAGCCAGUUUUAACUAUGUCUGUCUAUCUCUUCCUACCACCUAUUUCAUUAUUUCCCUUCGCUAUAUAUCCAUCUACUACUCCCUUCUCUCUCCACAUUAUCACACUUACCCCAACAGGAGGCUGGUGGUUCUUACCACCACAGUACUUCUUUCCAGCUCAUAACUAAUUUGCGUAUCAAAUUUUAUUGAAAUAAUUCCAGGGGCUUAGGAUGUGCUUUUUACACACAACUUUGCUCACAUAUGCACAUGUAAAAUAUAUUUCACAUGUAUGUAACAUAUUUCACUUGUAUCUGUACACUUAUUUCAAAUGUACCUCUGGUGAACCAUGCCCUACAAUUUCAUUUUCAUGCAGAUCAAUGUUUAUGAUGAUGUAUCUCCUGAAUUAAGGGUUAUGCAAUGAUAUAUUUGUGUACAUACAUUCUGCAACAUAUGUGGAUAAUGUCUGAAAAAUAUGUUGGUAAUAGAAUUAGUAGUAAAGAAGAAAUAAAUUAAAAUGUCAUAACUGUGUUGUACAAUGAUAUAUUUUUGAUGGCAUAUUCAGUGGAAUAUGUGGAUAUUGGCUACAUAAAAUGUUGUGAAUAGAGUUAGCAGCAACAAAGUAAUAAAUUUAAAUGUCUUGUAUGGUGCAGCAGUUUUUCAUGCAUCUCAUUGUUGAUGUCAUAAUAUCUCCUGAACUGUGAGUCGUACAAUGAUAUAAUUUUGUUGGUACAUCCCAUGGUAUAUAUGAAUACCGUCUGCAAAAUGUGUUGUGAAUACAGGUUGUAGUAAAUAAGUAAUAAAAUAAAAGUCGUGCUUCAUGUAGCAGUUUUUGGAAGUAAUAAUCUUUCUUCUUUUCUAUGUCAGUGAGAAAAUGUUUCAUAAAGGUUUGAAACUAUGUGUAACUUUCGUUGCAAAUCACUAAGAGCUCUCAUUGGGUGACUGAAGUAUGGGUAUUUUCAUGUCUUGGGCUGUACUGCUUUUUCACCCCCACAGCGAUUCUUUCAGGACAGUAAUAUAAUGUGGUUUAUUUGUAAAGGAAAACAUACUCAAGCUGCUAGUGGUACCAAGUCUAGAGAUCUGCAGCAGAAUUUGGAAUCCUUGCAAAGUAGGCAUAAUAGCAGUCAUCAAAUAAAUUCAAACAUACUUCUAGGAAAUCAUAGCAUAUCCUGUAUAAAAGUGUAAUAGAAUACUAAGGGAACUAAAAGCUGAAUUUUUGAAAGAAAGAUAAUUUUGUUCACUUGGCCUCUGCUAGGUAAAUUUAGAGAAUGGAUAACUUGGACAUCACGAGAGAGAUAGUCUGGCUACUGAGGUAUUUCUUUCGCUCCACAUGUGAAAUGAACAGUACAGGAAGUAUCUGAAAUGGUUCAAAGCACCCUCCUACAUGCAGUUUACAGUCUGUUGAGAAAUAUGUAUCUGAAUGAAUAUGCAUCUGUAAAAAGGGGAAAGAGAUGGGCAAUGGCAACAAAAGGUACGGACUAUCACAGAUGCUGCAGGAAUACGGUUCCAAAAAGAUCUCAUACCUACCAAAAGUGGUAGCAGUGAGUUGUGAAAGUCAAGAUACAGGCUGGAGCUUGGAUAUUCAUCAGGAUAGAUUAGUGAGGGAGGAUGUGCCCUGAAGAACAAGUGUUGUUGAAGGUCCACAAUACUGUGAAUUGAAGUACAGUGAGAGGGAAGGAUUCCACUUGUUUCAAUCUCUGUGUGUCUCCUUGCAUCAUGGUCACUUCUAUUUGAUUCAAUAUUUCUGUCCCAUUUCCUUGUUGCCCAUCUUUCUCUUAGAACCUACUAUUCCUGUCUUUGUUCUUCAUGACACCUGCUCUACUUAAUACAAUUCUUCAUACUAGUGUGUGUGUGUGUGUGUGUGUGUGUGUGUGUGUGUGUGUGUGUGUGUGUUUAUAAGUUGAGUUACUGUGUUACAAUGUUCUUGUUUACAUUCAAAUAUACCCUUCAAUGUAUCCACUGCAUGGUGAAUAAUUAUUGUUGGAUGUAAAUUUAUUUAUUUUGAUAAUAACAACUGUAUGGUUCCUAAUUUCUUGUUAUUAACAAAGGAUUAUAAUAACAGAACAUGGAAAAUUAUGGUUGGGCAUGAAAUAUUUUACUAUUAACGUAACAUUGGUGUUCUGGAGAAUCGCAGAGGAGCUAAGUCUACAUCAGUGCUUUGAAUCAGUCCAUGAGACGUGCCAAAAUGAUUCAAGAGGAAGAAAUAGAGGGUGAAUGUCCAGACUGAAAUUGUUGUCAAUGCAGUUUUAAUUCAAAAAUAAAUGUUCAUCCUAUUAAUUGUCUAGCCACAUCUGAUUCAUGCCAUCAUCU
Molecule: messenger RNA, 4147 nt
Organism: Schistocerca serialis cubense
Lineage: Eukaryota; Metazoa; Arthropoda; Insecta; Orthoptera; Acrididae
Product: D-threo-3-hydroxyaspartate dehydratase-like
Exons: 8
Coding region: 324-1379 (351 amino acids)
Biological process (GO): D-serine catabolic process
Molecular function (GO): D-serine ammonia-lyase activity
Source: RefSeq, a predicted model, not a curated record